GGGCCACGCAUGUGUUUCAUAGGUAGAGUCACAGGGAAAUGCAGCAAAAAGGCGCCUUUAAUAUUAGACGCCGCCGGGGGUGACUGACAAACGCUGCGAUUUUCGCUCGCGGACAGUUAGCAUAGCCUAGCCUAGCAUAGCCAUUGCCCUUUUAAGGGGCGCCGCGCGGCUAAGGCGCUGCAGAGCACGAGUCAGCCCGCCAUUAACCACCGGCAGCGGAGAGGGGUGACGCGGCUGCGCGUCGUCAUAAAAACCGACUUUAGUAUACAUUAUUUUCUUGAUAAACGGUUUUUUUCUUUACUACGGGGGAAAGAUGAAGAGCCAUCGCCCGUCGAUAGACGCGGUAGAACGAACCGUCGGCGGUUCGUUUGGCCGAGCGGUGGAGGAAACGCUCGGAGCGGAAAUCAGUGAGACAAAGAUGGAGAGUUUCCUUUCUCCAGCGCUUCAAAGACGGCGGGGGGACAACAUGGCGCCGAGCGAGGCACGGCGCGCGAGCCCUCCACGCGCGGCCACGAGAACCGCUCAUUCUGCUCCGGAAUUUUUUCUAAAUCAAGCUUAAAAUGUCCCGAACGUUGAGAAAAGUUUACAUUUCGAUGCGCAUGUCGGUAUUUUAUUGCAUGUCCGAGGGCUAUCGGAGGUGACUGGGUACAGUCGGUCCACACAGCCGAACGGGCUCGCCCGCGAGCUAGUGGAGGGAAAAAUAAUAAAAUAAAAAGCAUAUAACUAAUGUUGGAUAUACUCAGUGUUUGUGAUGGAGUUGUGGGGCGAUAAACACGACAUUUUUCGUGCGUCGUAGAAGAUACGCAGCUGAAAGGGGCUCUUCGCCGAAUAUGGCGGGAAGCCGAAAAAGUGGCUGCCUCAGCCGGUGGGACGAGGCUGCUGCGGCCGUCGGCAAACACCAAAGACACCGGCAACACAGCGUGGCGCUUUAAAAAAAUAAUAAAACACGGAGGGGGAUGGCCCAUCCGGAUCACAAACGUGCACAUUAGUUUUAAUACAAUCGGUGCGACAUGUAAACACGGAUUAAAUGGAGAAGCAGCCUCAUCCGCCACUCUGCAUGUAAAGUUAACCCAACUAACUGCUAAAGGCAGACUAGGCGGCUUCGGGGGGUUAAAAGAAGGGGCGAAUUAACGUAAUAUAAGACACAGACUGAGGGACAGAGACCUGCUGAAAAAAAGGAAGGCAGAUGCUGAAGAAAAAGCAACUUACCAGUGGGUUCAUGGGUAAAGUUUAAAGUCAUUCGAUCUACCGCAAUUCUGAUACGCGGGCUGCUACUGCCAGCGUCUCUGAGCCAUCUGAAGACAAAUAGUUCAAGUAUAGCGUGUGAAAAAUAAACCAAGACAGGCUUUAAUUGAGGACAUGACCCGGGUGCAAAGCAAGCGGCCGAGAGUUGCACGCAACAAGAGUGGCCAGGGCAAAAUAGGCCGGCCGCGAAAGGCUGACCCCAAGGCCGAACCCGAGCCAGUCCAGGCGGAUGUUCCCCCAGAGCACACGAGUGUGGAAGAACUGCCCCCUCCGCAGGCAGCCAGUCUACCAGAACCAACCAUCCAGGAGCCUCCCCCACCUCUCAUAUUCUCCCCAAUACCCCUUUCGUUUGCCCCAGUUCUCAUUCAGCCUGAGGUAGAGAUAGUUCCUGUCCUUUCUGAAGUGGAAAAGCUAGAUGCAGAGCCCAAAACCGGCCAGCUGGUAGAGGAGGUGCUGAUAGAGGACCUGGGGCCUGAUGAACAGGAGGACAUACCCCAGCCUAAGGAACUCCUGCUCCCUGAUCUGGGCACAAAUCAAGAGCUGUCGGACUACAAGGCAGACAACAACCAGGCGUCUCCCACAACAAAGUUUAUCCUUCCUACCCUGGAGGAGAACCUCCCAAGCAGUGUCUCCUGAGGAACCAUAGGUCUCGUCAGACUUUCUCAGCAACAACGUGGCCAAGGGAAAUGCCUUUGAUUAAGAGAGCUUUGUAUUCAGAGUAUAUACAUUAUCAUAAAAAGAUUUUAAUAAUUUAGUUUCACAAUAAAUGUUACAAUUUUAAAAAAGAAGUUUAUAUUUAUUUUUGGGUAAAAUUGUUUUUAAAGCAUAACAUCUGUAAAAACAUGCUGUCGUUUUAGUAAAAAAAUAAAAUAAAAUGCACGUAUUAAUGUUUCACCGCAUUUAAAAAAAUACCCAUUGUAUCAGUUUUGUACAAGAAGGAAUGGUUUAUUAAAUAAAGAAAAAUUCUAACAAAAUAUCCAAUGGUUAAUAUUACCGAGACUGCAGAAAAUCCUUUAUUUGCUCAUCACUUCCCUCUACUGUCCAUUUAACACACUACGACAUUUUAUCAUUUGCUUUUUAAAAGACGUUAUUAAACUUUUUAAAUUAACAUAUCAUUACAAUGGUCACUCAUAAUUCAAAAGCAUAUAGUUUUACACGUUAAAUAUUCACAGCAAAGAAAGGGUCAUUUUUUAUACGUUUCCGGUGUAUAAGGGCAAAGUACUAGUUGUGCAACGUAUCUGUACUACAUGUUGAACGUUACAAAACAACCUAACGACUAAAAUACACACUAUGUACCGACAGAUUUAGAACAAAGUAUUACUUGGGCACAUUUUAAACUGCGAUUUUUAAAUUCAGAUUAAAUUCGCAAACUAUCUUUUAUAUACGUUCAGGCACGUGGGGCGUGCACAUCCGGGGUUUCAAAGUCCGGUUUCAAACAGCCAAUGGUGUCUCAGGUCGUUCACGAGUUUUAAUGUUACGUAUUAAUUCCGCGACAGAUAUUCUUUCUAAUAGUACAACGGCGUGUUUAGUGAGUUUUCUCCACGGUGGCAAGGUUGAAUAUAUGGGAUUGUGGUUUAUUGUACACGCUCAAGGCAUAAUUAAAUAAUUUUGUAAUAUUAAUAUUGCCAGAAAAGCUUUGUUUACCAGGCAGCUCAAGGCAAAAUGACUAGUCCGUGCAGCUGUAAGUGUAACCAACGUACGAUAAAACUCAAUCAGCAAAUCUCGGUGAUGAGGAAGGAAAUAAGAAACCUGAGGCAAAGGAUGGAUACUGCUAUUCUCGUUCACAAGAAACAUUUAACCGCUCUGGAAUCGGCUUUGGCCGCGUACAACCAGAAGGGGGCGAAAAUGAUUAUGAAAAACCCCGCAAGGCAGGAUGAGGUCAAAGGACUUUCCCUAGAGCAAGGAAACAUCCAGACUGUUCCGAUUGGCUUCCUCCAGUCCUGCUUCUUGGCCAAAAACGGCACCCCGCGACAGCCGACGGUGUGCGGCCCAUCUCGAGCGACCCUGCAGAUACGGCGGGCUGUGUUCAGCAACCCUGAGCAUGCGCUGACCGGCCUGGAGCAGUACUCACAUGUGUGGAUCAUCUUCCUUUUCCAUAAAAACGGACACCUGAGCCAUAAGGCCAAGGUGAAGCCCCCCAGGAUGGACGGCCAGAGGGUGGGGCUGUACUCCUCCCGCAGUCCUCAUAGGCCCAACGCGCUGGGGCUCACUCUUGCCAAGCUGGACAAGGUCGCAGGUGAUACUCUUCAUCUGUCUGGGAUUGACAUGAUUGACGGCACUCCUGUUCUGGACAUCAAGCCCUAUAUCCCAGAUUAUGACUGUCUGCUGAGCAGAGGAGAUUGGCAUACAGGAGAGUGUGGUACUAAUGACCGGUCAGGAGAGACUGUACCAUCUUCUGAUGAGCAGAGAGACGCCGCCAUCAAGCAGGCUAAGGACAACUGUGGAGAUACGGAGCAGCAGCUGCGGAUUGACUCUGACCUAAACGCAGCCCCCUCAGAUGAUGAUUCCUGGGUUGGGAAAGGUGAUGAUCAAAAUCUCCAGAGACCAUCUGUUGAUGGUUGCUUUGCAGAGGGGGUGGACCUGACGUCGGUGCUGCAGGUGGUCAAGAGCUAUGUCAGUCAGAAAGACUCCAUCCAGGAUUCUGUGGAAGACGGUGACCUGGCACCAGGCUGCCAAAAAGCUGAGCCCUGUGAGGAUGAGAAGCGUCAGCACAGUGCCCAGGUGUGCUUCAGCGAGGACUCCUAUAGCACCAUAGCUUCCUGGAUCAGGGAACCCCCAGUGAACAGUCUGGUGGUUCGCUUUACACCGUACGCUGAGGCAGACCUGCGGGCAUUUCAACCCCCCGGCCAAUCAGUUCAUGGGAAACCCAGUUUCCGGUUCCUUUCCGGUCCGGAGGAGGCGAUGGCCGCUAUCCGGGGGGUUCUCUCUGGCGACCCACGCUCCGUGUACCGUCGUACCAGCUGCCAAGACAAGCUCUUCUACUUUACCCUGGACACGGCCCACAUCACCUGCUGGUUUGGCCCGGAUUUCGCUGAGGUGCUCAGGGUCCAGCCAACAGAACCAGCUUAAAACCCUGAUAUGGCUCUGGGCUGCAUGUACUUAAUUUAAGCGUAGAGGGUUUUGUAAGUUCAUUAUUUAAAAUAAAUAUCUUCACAAAUAUACAAAUUGUGGUAAAUUACAAGUUGUGACAAAUUGUCUAAUACUGAUUUGCGUUGCUAAAACUGACUUGGCUAUAUGAGUUUUUACUUGUGGCUCAAAUACUAUAGAAAAUAUUAUGUUUAAAAAUGGUAGAACAUGAAAGAAUAUAAAUUAUAUGUUGUCGCAAAAAAUAAGUCCCAUUUAUAUGUGCUUAUUUCAUCUAGAUAUGGGGGGGGGUGGGCUCUGAGGUUUUAGUUUGACCCGUCAUUAAAUAUUUGAACAUUUGUGGUUGCUCUGUUGGAGUGCCUGUUGAUGCCUGGUUUUAAAUAACAGAAUAAGAUCAGUAUCAGUAUGCUCCCAUGUUGGGUUUCCUGAAUAAUGUUAUAAAAGGUCAUGGUGUUUAAA
Molecule: messenger RNA, 4788 nt
Organism: Brienomyrus brachyistius
Lineage: Eukaryota; Metazoa; Chordata; Actinopteri; Osteoglossiformes; Mormyridae
Gene: trmo
Product: tRNA methyltransferase O
Exons: 9
Coding region: 2908-4314 (468 amino acids)
Source: RefSeq, a predicted model, not a curated record